Molecule: messenger RNA, 9525 nt
Organism: Paramuricea clavata
Lineage: Eukaryota; Metazoa; Cnidaria; Anthozoa; Malacalcyonacea; Plexauridae
Source: the annotation of a GenBank genome assembly
GUCCUGUAUAGUCCGGGGGGGGGAUUAAUAAUGCGAUCAAGAAUCAAGAUGGACAUGGACGGCCAAGCAAGUGGAUCACUAACAUUGGGAAUUGAUAUUGGAACAAGCAGUAUAAAAACUGCUCUUAUGUGUAACACAAGUGAAUUGAUUGUAGCGCAGAAUACAAUUGAACAUCGUGCUGAGGUUGUAUCGGAGAAAAAUACGAUGAACUGGCGCGAACAAAGUGCGCAGGAAUUGCUUGUAGCUUUGGAUAGGUGCAUAAAAUUAUUGCCAGACGACACGAGCAAGCUUGUAAAAGAUAUUGUCGUUUGUGGACAAAUGCAUGGCUGUGUAUUGUGGAACGGUGAAUCCAUUUGUACAAUCGAAAAUUUCGCUGAAGAUAAUUUAAUUCAAACUGGGGUUUCAUCUCUAAUAACUUGGGAAGACCAACGUUGUUCAAAUGAAUUUUUAAGUUCUUUGCCAAAGUCAAAUUUGCCACUAGCUUCCGGAUUUGGUUGUGUUACUCUAUUUUGGUUACAAAGACAUCAGCCCAAGAUCAUCGAUAGAUUUGACCAUGCGGGAACUAUCAUGGAUUUAGUUGUUUCUUAUCUAUGUGGUACAAGCCAGGUGUAUAUUUCAACACAGAACGCUUGCAGUUGGGGUUAUUAUAAUAUCGAGAACAAGGAGUGGGAAAUCGAAAAGUAGGUGCUGUUUGCCAUUCCAAAAAGGGGACAGCUGGGCAGAGCUGUACACAAGUUUUUCCUCAACAAGGGGUAGUAUAUACCCUGGCCAGACAGCAUUCUUUGCAAAACAUGCACAGGAUGUUUACAUGUACUAUACCCAAGUAAGGGACGGUCGACAAAUAGGUUUUGUCCCGCUAGGUUCUGACCCCGCCCCCAUCGCGGGCCAGUCAAAUGUCUUGUUUCACAAACUAUAUUUGGCUUUUAUUCAGCCAUUUAUCAAAGAUAGUGUUUCAUCACCACUCUCAUUUGUUACAUGAACAUUGCUUAAAUUAAAUUGAAUAUUGUUUUAAUUUAGAACAAUGCGACUGUCAGCAACUGAAAUAGCAAUAUUCCCCAUUGUUCAGCAGUUAAAAACAAUCUGUAAAUGAAACACACAACUGAGUAAAUAUAUUUUCGGAAAUUAUGCAAAAAUAUCCUCUCGGGACAAAUGAGCGGACAUUGAUCGCAAUUCUGAACUAACGUUUGUUUUGAACAUGAACAGUGUGGAGCGACUUGUAAAUACCCGCUCACUAUUUCAGCAAUCAAAAUAUUUCAAUUUUCAAGGCAUUGUGGCAUGCUAUUUUUGGUGGGUUUUUUUGUGCAGGUUUGUUGGUAUAAAGUGAUGCUAGUGAAUCUAUUAAAACGUUAAGUCUUUUUUCCUCCCGAUUAUUUUGCAAUUGCGGAUUCUGUGCUCCCCAUUUGCAGAACAAGUCCAUGAAGCAGGACCAAAUCUAUUUGUGGUCCGUCCCUAACCAAAGAAUAACAACAAAUAAUGACAUUACAAAAAUCACAAAUGCUUGGGGGCAGUCGCUCAGUCGCUAUAUUUUUUAUAUGAAUUUCUUGGAGUGAUUUUAAAUGUGUCUUACUUCUGUGAUUAUUUUCAACUAAAUUCCAGAGGCUGAUGCCGCUGUCAUGAUGAUUGACUACAUGCAUAAACCUGCAGCAGAGUUGUAGCAAUGCUGUUCCAACAACUUGUUAACAUGAUGUGUUUGCACUGCUUGUACCCAGCUUGUUGACAAGUUGUCAUCGGCUUGUUGGCAACUUGCUACAAGGUUGUUGAGCUCAACAGACUUGUUACAAGUUGUUCCAACAACUUGUUAUCAUCCUGCAUCAACAACUUGUCAACAAGUUGUGAGUGACAACCUUGUAGGAACUUGAUAAAAUAACAGCAUUGUUACAGCUUGUUGACAAGCUUGCUACAAGCCUGUUGCGAACACAUCUUCAGUUGUUGACAAGUUGUGAGAUUUUUACGUGUGUAGGCCAGAAUUUGAACAUCAUUUAGGUAUUAAUACUAACUGGUUUUUUAGCUCAUCCUUGUCGUAUAAUGGCUGUAUAUAAGGAUGUACUGCUACCUGAAAAAAUAUAUGUUGAAGUUCUGCUUAUAUUUUUCAGAUAGUUGUAUGCAUGUACAGUACUUCACAUUACAGCUGUAAAUGUUAUAAAAAUUGAACUUUUUAUAGGGGCAGUUGCCCCUGCUGUGUAUGGUCCUGUGAGGGAACAGAGCCGCACCAUCAGAUGUAAUUUAUUAUAUCGUAGAUCACAUUACAUGUGUUGAAAAAAUGGGGUACACAGGGUGCAAUAAUUCAAGAUAUUUUAGUUGUACGUGACUGGUACGCCAAUGGUUGAAGUUGUUGCCAUGUACUUGCACAAACAAACUCAGUGCUCAAUGUGUACUUAGUCAUUACAAUAAGGUUCAUAAUGCACAGGUUUCUGAAAGGUUUCGGACUACGAGGUAGAAAAAGAAGCACAAUUGCAUAUACAAACAAUCGACUCCUACGUUUCUUAGUGCCAUCAGUCCAAUCAUUAUAUUUCAUGCCAAAACAUCUCAGACACAUGAUAUACCAACUACAGUAAAUUCUGGUAUUGAUUACCAUUACCUUGGGCGUGGAAAGGUCAUGUGGUACCAACAAAAAGUAAGUAAACAGACAGCAAGAGUUUCUUGUACCUUUGGGGUAUGUCGCUGAGAACAAAGAAGUACCAGACUGUAAUAUUGGCGUACCUUGAAAAUGAUCGCACCCUGAAUUGUCAUUCAUCCCCCUAGGAUUUAUUAGGCCUUUGACAGAGCAUAGGUUGCAUUGCAGUUUCAUAGGUUAACAAAACAGGAACCCAUGGUUAAGCUGUUAACGUGCCAGACUUGAUGAGUAAAAUUAUCUGUCAUUAGACAGACUAAAAUAAUAAAGUAGGGUGCAUUGAGGUGCAUCCAUUUACAGUGUUACUGCAUAUUCCACUGUAUUUGUUUGAAACCACCAGAAUAUAAUUAUUGUAUGCUUACUUAUGAUUUUUUUACCUGAUGGACUAGAUUAAAGUCAGCAAAUUUCCCAGUGCACCUUUUACCUACGAUUGUCCCGCCCGGAUAUAUUGUUGGUCAACUGUCACGUACCUGGCAUAAUAUUCAGUCGAAUGCAACAGUUAGAGUUGGUCUAGGAGACAUGCAAUGUUCAAUACUAGCUACUCAUGCUCAACCUACGUACGCUGGUAUGUACUGUAUGUUUUAGACUUUGUCUAUAGGAUGCAGGGCUUUGUCUACACACCAACUGAGGUAAACGGAGGUUAACUCAAUCUUGGGUUGAGUUUUAAACCAGGGUGUCCACGGCCCUUGAAAAUCUUGAAAACUCCUUGAUUGAAACUCCACGAAUCACUUCGGAUUUUUUUACGUACGUAUACGUACAGUGUCAGUGUGUCACUCUCAAUCUGUACGUCGUUUAUGCAUUACAAAUUUAACACAAACUGGAGUAUAAUAUUCAUAUAUUUUACAUAAAACCACAGUUAAUAAAGCUUACCACUUAAUGUAAAGGGCAAUUCCAGUCCCAAAACAAAUUGUUCUUAAAUAAUACCUUUAAUAAGAAGCAGGCGAUGACGUCACAAGAGUUCUCCUUUCAGGUCUGUACUGCAGGUUACCGUCCGAUCACUCGCUGAGGAACCAAUCAAAACGCUGCAUUUUGCAAACGGACCGCCUUGCCAUAUAACAAAUAAUGUUGGACAGUAUUUGCUCGGGAGGUGGAUAUUGCUUUUCACGCAAUUUGAUUGGUUGUUCGGCUCCGGACAUCCUUGCAAUAUUCACCUCCGGACAAAAACAAAAUGGCUUCCGUUCCAGGUACACAUGGGGCGGGGCAAUUGUUUUACAAAACAAUUCUGUGGUUUUGCCAAACACUAAGAAAGGCACAACCUAACGUUGUGUGGUUUAACGGUGUGUGGAGGAAUUCUAAUCAAUAACAUUACUGAUAGCGUGUGAAUAGGUUGAAGUGUAACGAUUUCUACCAUCUCGUCAAUUGAAUGAAAGAUUGUUAUAGGUGUAAGGGUAAGGACGUACAACCACCUCGUCAAUUGAAUGUGACCUGUAGUUUUUCAGCUGAAAACGAGCUUUAUGAUAAAAGUACGGAAAAAAACUAGUAAAAUCGUAGCCUUAUCGGGUUUUACUGAUUGUCUCCAUUAACCUCCGGGCACUUUUCAGACUAUAUGAAAGCAUUUUUAGCAAAGACCUCGCAUGCAGCCGGGUAAUAACGUACUAUAUAUAUUUCUCUUCCUCUAGUGCUCAAUAUUGGUACAUCAGCACAACUGUCAGUAAUCAUUCAAGAUAGCAAUAAAGAAGACACUUCCAACGACAUAUCAUCCUACCCAGCGUUACAUCUGUUACCAUACUUUAACAACUGCAGUUUAAUUGUUGCAGCUGCAUUGAGUGGUAAGAGAAAUUACAUUUAUUUAUAGUGUCUUUUCAAUGAUCAUCGAGGGCAGUUCACAUUGCGUCCACAAUGUCGAUAAAACAAUGUUGGACUAGUGAACUCGAUAUCUUUUGUCUGAAACGAUAAAAAAUGUGGCGCGAUACACCACAUUCUGGCGACGAGGAAUUUUUAUGGCUCACGAAUGUAACAGACACAAAACAAUUACAAUGCUCCCUAUUACUAGGGUGUUGAUUAGGAAUAUCGUGAGUCGUGAUUCACUCAAUUUCGGUUACCGUCAGUCGUGAAAACACUAAAAAUUUACCGUGAAGCGUGAGGAAAAACAUACUGUUUAUCGUUUCAGAACACUUUUCAAAGAUUUACCGUUAAAAUACAAAAACUUUACCGUUAAAAUACAAAAAUUUUACCGUUAAAAUACAAAAAUUUUUACCGUUUACUGAUUUUCAGAUAUCCCCAUCUAGACCCUUUAUUACUACGUGCUUGCCCGGCCGUCGAUGAAAUAUUUUAUACCUUACCUGAUAUGGACGUAGACAGGGACUAUAAAAAUAGCUGUAUACUCAAUGCAUACUUUAUCUUUCGACUCAUCAAUACAACUUUCGCCAAGCUAUAUAAACAACAACACGGAGAAAAUAUCGACGUAUUUUAUUCACUAUUUUUUAAAUAUUUUACAAAUAAGUUAACAAAUGCAUACUAAAACUUGCGGAACACUAAAUUCUGCUAGCCUUAAGGCUGAUUUCCACUGUUGCGUUUUUCAUACAUACGUAUACGCACGUAAAACUUUAAAUCCGUUUAAAUGUUAGUAUUUUUUAAAUAUUUUACAAAUAAGUUAACAAAUGCAUACUAAAACUUGCGGAACACUAAAUUCUGUUGCCUUAAGGCUGAUUUCCACUGUUGCGUUUUUCAUACAUACGUAUACGCACGUAAAACUUUAAAUCCGUUUAAAUGUUAGUUAUGAAAUAACCAAAUAAAUAAAGCGACAGAAUUUAGUGUUCCGCAAGUUUUAGUAUGCGUGUAACUUAUUUGUAAAAUAUUUUAAAAAUAGAAGGAUUCAAAGUUUUACGUGCGUGUACGUGCGUAAGACGACUCGCUCAAAUAUGUGAGUUCGCCAGCAUCGAUAAAGUAGUAAAUACACAAAUAUAACAAAUAUAUAAAAUAUAUUUACGAAGGAAAGAUUUGUGUGACAACCCAAGUCUGAAAGAUCUACUAACCAACAGCAGAGCACAAGAGCGAAGCAAAACAAAAGCCGCAGCUGUAGAAAAAGGCGUGUCGUCACCCAUAAAUCCUACAUCAACAAAGUAGAUCCAAGCACCCUGGCAACAAAGAAAUCACAAAACACCCCGACCUUCAACUCAGCAAUGUCGUAACGAAUUUUUCCACAUACCGGUGACUGUCCCACAAACGGCAAAGAAUGCAGAGCAUGUGGGAAACGUGGCCAGUUUGCCAAGGUUUUUGUAGAUUCAAACUCAAAAGACAAGAGAUCCGUCAGGUCACUCAAACUCCAACAGAGGAAUCCCACUAUAUAUGUUCACCGUCCAAAACAAUCAUCAACACAGUACCUAAAAAAAUCGCCUCUUUGUGAUGUGCGAGAUGUAAAGACAGCACCUAAUGCCCGCCCUAACCGAGGCAAAUGUACCGUCUGUAAGUCAAAAGUGAUCUUCUAUGGACACUCCUUCAGCGCUGAUGGAAUCAAAGCUGCGCCUCAGAAGAUCAAUGGUAUUUGACCAUGCAACCUUCAGAAAGUCCAAGCGAAGUGAAGUCCCUCCUUGAUGUGGCACAGUUCGUUUUACGUUUCAUUCCAAAUUAUGCCACCAUUAUUGCCCCAUUACGUACCUUAACCGUUUCGACUCAACGAAGCCCACCAAAUUGCUCGUUGACGGAAGGCCCACGGUCUAGGAGCUAUUCUAAUGCAAGAUGGUAAAACCGUGCGCUGUCGAAUGUCGAAACUCGAUACACCUAAACAGAAGGAGAGAUGCUCGCAGUUGUCUGGGCAACUGAAAAUUAUUAUUCUUUGACUGUAUCGUCCCUUUCUGAACUGUGUGUGUAAACAGCCUUGUCUGCAGACCUUCAUAGUCUAAUUAUGUUUGAAUCGUUUCUGUCAAGAACGUACUUAAAAUUAAUUACUACUAUUGUUAAUGUGCAUAUGCUUGGUCAUUACAUCGAACUUGUUCAUGUCAUAGGAAUUAAUUUCGAAGAAAACAUCUGCAUAUUGCUUGUGUUUCACUUUCAAUGUUUUUUCACAUUCUUAAUUGAAAGUAGUUUUGAUUCUCAUUCAGUACUGAAUCCAAAAACUCUUAUUCGAGCUUUGAAAUUUUGUGCAGUUUUGAGAGUUAGUUGGUACUCAAGCAAUUGCCAAUUUUUUUCACAGUUAUUAUUAACGGAAAUAUUUUAGGAAAUGUUCAUAGCUUGUAACGGGGAAGUGCCUCGCAUGGGACUUAAUUUGAGUUUGCACUCUUACCUCUUGUCCUAUAAUACAUCGAUUUAAAUAAAUAAAUUAUCAUCUUUAUCUAUAUGGUGCGAAGUUCAGAGUAAUCACAGAUCAUAAACCUCUGCUUGGAAUCUUCAAGAGUCGUAAACUUAUACCUCCCUCAGAAUCGACCGAUAGAAACUGAGAUUCAUGCCAUGCCAUUGCAAGAUCGUUAGGAAAAGACAAUGCCAAUCCUGCCGACUUUAUAAGCCGUCAUCCAGAUAAUGCUAACUCAUUCCCAGAUAAUAUCGCUGAAAAUAACUCAACUACCUUUGCAACAACAUAAUUCCGAAAAGCUAUAUGACCUUAACAGAAGUCAAGAAAGAAACGUAAAAUGAUUCCACACUCUAUAAACGUCACAAGCAAUCGAAACCAAUCACUUGUCUGAUCCAGAAAUCCAGUUGUUUUCAAAUGUUAAGGAUGAGUUUUCCGUUUGCGAUGGUUUAAUCCUCCGAGGAACACGUCUGGUUUUUCAUCAGGGAAUAGUGAAGACCAAGUGGUUGUUACGUGAAAAGGUUUGAUUUCCCUCGAUUGAUAGGAUGGUUCAAGCGAGAAUCAAAAACUGUAUUCCAUGCCAAGCAGCGACACUAGGGUACCAUCCCAAAAUCACCGUGGAAUGAAAUCGCUAUUUGACUUCGUUGGUUCUUUUCUCUCGGGCCAUUGACGAAUUCAGCAGAUUUUCAGAAGUCGAAAUCCUCCACUCCACAACUGCCAACUCCGUUAUCCCCAAACUCGAUAUUAUUUUCUCUAGACAAGGAAUACCCAAAGUCGUCGAAUCGGUGUGUGAUUGUUCCAAUUUUCCUUGGAUUCGAGCAUCGAAAAGUUACUUAUUGGCCCCAAACGAACGGCGAGGUCGAACGCUUUAUGCGAACACUCGAAAAAGCAAUCGGGUAUACAGCCCAUCUUGAGAAAAAUAAUUGGGAACAAGAAAUGAACACAUUCCUACGCCAGUACCGUGCAAGUCCACAUAGCACUAUAUUUAUGUUAUAUUUAUGGUGUGGAAACCGCUGUACGAGAGGUAUAUAAUAUUGAAUGUUGUCUUUCUGGAAUAUCAUCACAAUGUUCGUUUGCCUAUAUUCAGCAACUCAGAACGUAUAUGUUGAAGUUUUAGGUUUUACCAUGUUCAGUUCGGUUCGAACUUUCCUGAGGUAUUCUAAAUCUUAUGAAAUAUCAGGGCUGAAAACGACACUAUAUAUUCUAAUGGGAAAUACGUCCGGUGUCUAGCCUGUUUUUCACUAUGGCCUAGCUACGCGAAUUUGUCCGCUCGACACGAAGCGAAACACGAAUUUCGCCAAUGCCAUUGGUUAGCCAAGACUUUUCGUGCCCUCAAAACAUAAAAAAGUAACAGAUACAGUGUACAUUACAAUAUUCUUUUCUUCAUAGGUGGAAAUGUGUUGGCAUUUUUUGUGAAAACAUUGAAAAGUUGGCUACAUGAUUUGGGACUUGAAUCGCCGUCAGACAAAUACAUUUAUGAUAGACUUGCUGCCUGUGGGAUUCAUGAUAAAUGUGCUCCUAAACUUACAAUAAAUCCUGUACUAUGGGGAGAACGACAUGAUCCAAACCAAAAAGCCUCUGUCAAGGAUAUCUUGCCCGACUCUUUGUCUCUUGGAAAUAUUUAUAAUUCCAUUUGUUUUGGUCUAUUGCUCAACAUCCAAUCAAUGAUGGGCGGCUUUUUCGAAAAAUAUGGAGUUAAGAAACUUGUUGGAACUGGCAAUGCAUUGCUUCAGAAUACAAUAUUGCAGGAAAAUGUCCAGGAAGUGUUUGGUCAGGAAUUUGUGUUAUGCGCAGAUGGAGAUGCUGCUGUUGGUGCAGCCAUGUCUAUUAAUGAAUUAUUCACAAGCAGUAAAUUUUGAGAACAUGAACUAGACGGACGGCCAAAACCUGAAAACGUGCAACAAAAUCUGUUACAAGCUGCCAACUGACAUUUUCGUAGAGCAUGUCCAUUAAUGAAGAAGACUAAGAUGUAUUGGCAACUCUAUUUUUUUAUUUAUAGAUGGAAAUUUGACAAUUUUGCCUAUACUACUAGUAUGAUGAAAAAAAAAUGCAAAAUUUCAAGUUCACAAGUCAUAACAAAGAUAAACUAUACCACUAGAGUAGUAUGAUUUUCGUAGCCGAUUUUGAGCUUUAAAAUAUUCAAAAAAUAUGCGCUAAUUGAUGCUAAAAGUCACUAUUUUGCCAAUUUUAAAAGUUCCUUGAACAGAUUUUCAAAUUUUCAGCUAUAAAGCCAACGUAUAUAGUAUUGUUUAUCAAUGUGUAAGCUACGAGAAAAUGCCAUUGCCAAAUGGUUGUAACCAAAAAUGCCAUCAGUGUGUAAUGUGUAUCUUUCAUAAUGUUGGCCGGUCGUCUAAACUAUUAUUAGUCCCUAUUUAUAUCGAUGAGAAAAAGAACAUGUCUCCUAGAUCAUAAACACAGAGAUAUCGUAUUUAUACACCCUUUUCAUAAAUGGCUGCCGAUUAAAAAUUCUUUUAUGUGCAUAUAAAUUGUCCAACUAGCCUCGUUUCUGAGUAGAAAUUCUUUUUUGAAAUCUUAACAUGAGUACGAGGCUAGUUGGACCAAUUUAUAUGCACAUAAAAGAAUUUUUAAUCGGCAGCCAUUUAUGAAAAGGGUGUAUUGCAUUUUAAGUCUGUGGUUGUAGCUGAUGUCGCAAAAUGAGGGCAAAUCGUAAAUAUAUUUGCUAGUGCGU